This is a messenger RNA of Colletotrichum godetiae, 830 nucleotides long. RefSeq lists its product as uncharacterized. The transcript is spliced from 5 exons. The coding region runs from base 114 to 830 and encodes 238 amino acids. The record is from RefSeq and is a predicted model, not a curated record. NCBI's taxonomy places the organism in Eukaryota, Fungi, Ascomycota, Sordariomycetes, Glomerellales, Glomerellaceae.
GUGUAACUCACAUCAGACGACAAAAAGUCCGAGUUAUGCCUCUUCCGCUUUCGUCGACGGCUCCAAUCAAAGUCGCUCUCGCCUCCAAAUGAUGGCAAGCUUCCUCGCGUCGUAUGGUCAGAGACGAAAAGCUCAUCAUUGUGCUGCUUCAAGUGGACUCUUUUGUCUACGCUCUGUCCGUUCAGCAACAAAGUGCGUAUAACUGUCUGGCACAUGCAAUUGGUCCUAAACCAACGGUUCUUGCUUCCUGUUCUACCUCUCGGAUAGCUGUCGGAUCCCGUCAUUCGGGCUACCCGCGUCCAAAUCUACGUGCUAACAUCCUCCGUACCCAACAAAUCAUGGCUUCUCGUCAGCAGCAGCCAAAGAAAAGGGAUAGAACCAACGAGAACUGCGAUAAAACGGUCAAAAACUUCAUGUGGCGUUGUGAGCAGAUACGACGACGGUACGGGGCCGACGUGUACGUCCAAGUCCGCUUCAAAAGCAGGUUAUAUGAAUACACGUCUUCCAAUGAGCACAAUUUCCCCAAAUCUCGCGCUGAAUUGGCUACCUCUAAGGCUAAGGUUUGGAAGAAAACGAUCUACCCGGUUCCGGUGACAAGAUCACCACUGGACUAUGCGGAAAGAAGAUCUCGAAGCGACGCCAAAGGUCAAUCUGACUGCAUAUACUUGGUGUCGCUUUCCUCAACUCCCCUGAUUUUUGCCAUGUCUUUGGAAAAGCCAUCUUCCAAAGUCAAAAUAACUCUUCCUCUCCAUGAGACUUUCGUCAUCUCGUUACUACGUACGACUGCGUUGCAGAAGGUGGACAGCGAUGGCGACAUUGACGAGCCUUGA